Molecule: messenger RNA, 3550 nt
Organism: Hemiscyllium ocellatum (epaulette shark)
Lineage: Eukaryota; Metazoa; Chordata; Chondrichthyes; Orectolobiformes; Hemiscylliidae
Product: hexokinase-2-like
Exons: 18
Coding region: 235-2988 (917 amino acids)
Biological process (GO): glucose 6-phosphate metabolic process; glycolytic process; intracellular glucose homeostasis
Cellular component (GO): cytosol; mitochondrion
Molecular function (GO): mannokinase activity; D-glucose binding; fructokinase activity
Source: RefSeq, a predicted model, not a curated record
GAUGCUGUGACGCUGCCUGGGAGGGGAGGGGAGGUGGGAUUGCCAGACGAUGGGAAUGCCUGUUUAACAGCACGUUGCUUUCUGAGACAGACAGACAGAGAGGGAGGGGAGGACGGUGUGUCAGAGCUCACUCACUCACUCACUCACUCCCAGUCGCUCAACACCAGCAAGAGAUCCCUGCAGCUUUCUGUACCAGAGAGAACUUGUGUCUCUCUCCUCCUGCUCCAACUUAACAUGAUCGCCUCUCACCUCCUGGCGUAUUACUUCACGGAACUGAAACAUGACCAGAUCCAGAAGGUGGACAAGUACCUGUACCACAUGAGACUCUCGGAUGACGUCCUGCGCGACAUCUCAGACCGCUUCCUGCUGGGGAUGAAGAAAGGACUGAGGAAGGACACCAACCCCACGUCCUCUGUGAAAAUGCUGCCGACGUUUGUCAGGUCCACUCCGGACGGGACAGAGAGUGGCGAUUUCCUGGCUCUUGAUCUAGGGGGCACUAACUUCCGGGUGCUGAGGGUCAAGGUUUCGGACAACGGGAAGCAGAAAGUGGAGAUCGAGAACCGGAUAUGCGCCGUUCCGGAAGACCUGAUGCACGGGACAGGCACUCAGCUCUUCGAUCACAUCGCCAACUGCCUGGCGAGCGUCAUGGAGGAACUGGACAUCAAAAAUGAGAAACUCCCUCUCGGUUUUACCUUCUCGUUCCCCUGUCAACAGACCAAGCUGGAUGAGAGUAUCUUGGUUCACUGGACGAAGGGAUUUAAGGCAAGCGGAGUGGAGGGGCGCGAUGUGGUCACUCUCCUCCGACAGGCGAUUACGAGGCGCGGGGACUUUGACAUUGAUGUUGUUUCCGUCGUCAAUGACACAGUGGGGACCAUGAUGACUUGCGGUUACGAUGAUCACAACUGUGAGAUUGGGCUGAUUGUUGGUACAGGCACCAAUGCCUGCUACAUGGAGGAGAUGCAGUACAUUGACAUGGUGGAGGGGGACGAGGGCAGGAUGUGUAUCAACAUGGAGUGGGGCGCCUUCGGAGACUUUGGAGAGCUGGACGAUAUCCGGACGGAGUUUGACCGAGAGAUUGACAGAGGCUCCAUCAACCCCGGGAAGCAGCUGUUUGAGAAGCUCAUUAGUGGAAUGUACAUGGGGGAGCUGGUCCGAAUUAUCCUCGUCCAAAUGGCCAAAGAUGGCCUGUUAUUCGAAGGAAAGCUUUCACCAGAGCUGCUCAUCAAAGGUCACUUCGAGACCAGAUACGUGUCAGCGAUUGAGAAGGAUAGCGAUGGUCUGCAGAAGGCUCAGGAGAUUCUCGCCAAGCUGGGCAUCGAAGCCAGCGCCGAUGACUGCGCGGCCACCCAGCGGGUCUGCACUGUUGUGUCAAGCCGCUCGUCGGAUCUCUGCGCUGCCACCCUGGCAGCGGUCCUGAGGCGCCUCAAGGAGAACAAAGGACUCGAGAGGCUGCGGACCACCAUCGGAGUGGACGGCACUGUCUACAAGAAGCACCCGCAGUUUGCCCGUCGCCUGCAGAAGUCUGUGCGCCGGCUGGCGCCGUGGUGCGACGUCCGCUUCCUGCCCUCGGAAGACGGCAGCGGCAAGGGCGCCGCCAUGGUGACGGCGGUGGCCUCCCGGCUGGCCCAGCAGCAGGAGCUGCGGGAGGCCACGCUGCGGGCCUUGACGCUGGACGAGGAGCAGCUCCUCCAGGUGAAGCAGCGCAUGCGGGCGGAGAUGGAGCGAGGCCUGACCAAGGACGGGCACGCCACUGCGCCCGUCAAAAUGCUGCCCACCUACGUCCGCUCCACGCCUGACGGGACAGAAAAGGGCGAUUUCCUUGCCCUCGAUCUCGGCGGGACCAACUUCCGGGUGUUGCUUGUGAAGCUUCGGAGCGGGAAACGCCGAGUGGCGGAAAUGCACAACAAGAUCUACGCCAUCCCCGUCGACGCCAUGGAGGGCACCGGAGAGGAGCUGUUUGAUCACAUCGUCCACUGCAUCUCGGAAUUUAUGGAGUACAUGGGGAUAAAGCAAUGCGUUCUGCCACUGGGCUUCACCUUUUCCUUUCCCUGCGAGCAGCGAGGUCUUGAUCAGGCCAUCCUCUUGAAGUGGAUGAAAGGAUUCAAAACGACAGGUUGCGAGGGUGAAGACAUUGUCGAUCUCCUCCGAGAAGCCAUCAAGAGGAGGGAGGAAUUUGACCUGGACGUGGUGGCGAUCGUCAACGACACUGUCGGAACGAUGAUGUCUUGUGGAUACGACGACCCCUUCUGUGAGGUCGGCCUCAUUGUCGGGACCGGUUGCAAUGCCUGCUACAUGGAAGAGAUGAAGAAUGUGGAGACGGUGGAAGGCGAUGAAGGGCGGAUGUGCAUCAACACAGAAUGGGGCGCGUUUGGCGACAAUGGCUGCCUGGAUGACAUCUGCACUGAGUUCGAUCGGGAAGUGGACCGGCUGUCGAUGAAUCCGGGCAAACAGACGUACGAGAAGUUGAUCAGCGGCAUGUACCUGGGCGAGAUCGUCCGCAACAUCCUCAUUGACUUCACAAAGCGGGGGCUGCUGUUCCGGGGCCGGAUCUCCGAGAGGCUCAAGACCAGGGGCAUCUUCCAGACCAGGUUCCUGUCUCAGAUUGAGAGCGAUCGCUUGGCGCUACUGCAGGUCCGAGCAAUCCUGCAAAAACUGGGCCUGCAGAGUACGUGUGACGACAGCAUCAUUGUCAAGGAGGUGUGUGGCGUGGUAUCGCGCCGGGCCGCUCAGCUCUGUGGGGCAGGAUUGGCCGCUGUGGUGGACAAGAUCCGAGAGAACAGGAAUCUGGAACGUCUCCGGGUCACCGUGGGGAUGGAUGGCACCCUUUACAAACUGCACCCACACUUCUCCUCGAUCAUGCACGAGACGGUGGCGCGCUUGGCUCCCCGGUGCGAGGUGUCGUACGUCCAGUCCGAAGAUGGCAGCGGCAAGGGCGCUGCACUGGUCACGGCGGUCGCUUGCCGGAUACGGGAGGCCGGGCAGCACUAGGAGUCCACUCAACCCUGCGUCUCCCCCCACCCCCCCCAACAAAACCACCUCCCCCUCUUGGCCGCGAAGACUUGCUCCUCUGCCCUUUUGCCUACGUCGCCCUUCUGUCUACGGUGAGCCAACAGCUGAGAGGAACUCGGGCAUCCGCGUUCGGAGCCACCCCAUGCCCCGGCACACGGGGAAGGGGCCAGUCUGCACUUUCGAGGGAGCCUGGAAGUGAUUCGAUGGGAAAAUGAGAACGGUGUAUCCUGGGAAUGUGAAACGGUGGAGUGAACUCAGCAGGUCUGUGGAGAGAGGAGAGAGAGACAGAGUUGGUGGGGGGAGGUGGGGGGAGGAGAGGGAGGAGGUAAAUGAUUUCAGAUCUAGUCACCCUUCCUCAGAAGGAUAACCGUUUCUGUUUUUGAUUCAGAAAGCGGUUGAGUUGGAUGUGUGUGUGUGUGUGUGUGUGUGUGACAGAGAUGAUCCUCAGCCUUCAAUACGCAGAGAUGGCCCGGCAGUCCCAAUCAGUUGCCAGUCGCUGCUGCUCAAAAUGACUUUGCCCAGGGGUGCCUACCACUGGAAA